This is a messenger RNA of Penicilliopsis zonata CBS 506.65, 1216 nucleotides long. RefSeq lists its product as hypothetical. Gene Ontology annotation, biological process: regulation of transcription by RNA polymerase II. Bases 451 to 909 code for a protein of 152 amino acids. The record is from RefSeq and is a predicted model, not a curated record. Gene Ontology annotation, cellular component: transcription regulator complex. NCBI's taxonomy places the organism in Eukaryota, Fungi, Ascomycota, Eurotiomycetes, Eurotiales, Aspergillaceae. The transcript has 2 exons. Gene Ontology annotation, molecular function: DNA-binding transcription factor activity, RNA polymerase II-specific; RNA polymerase II cis-regulatory region sequence-specific DNA binding.
GUCCAGUUGCUCUGCAACAUCCAUCUCCCACUGAGAUAGAGCAACACAAGCGACUCCCUCUUUUCCUUUCUCUCUAACUCUUCUUCCCCCCCCACCAUACAACCAUGUCAGUGGUGGCCGCCGUCGUCGCAUGCGCCCCCCGUCAGAUCAGGGUCCUGUUCUACCAGCCGCAGCAGUCCUCUCUGCUCGACGGCAACGGGUGACCUCGAUCAGUUCUUGUGUCCGCCUCCGUCUCCGUCUUUUCCGCUAUUUGGUCUUGUCUCCUCUUCCUCCUCUUCUAUCUCGAAUCCCUCCGACUCCGCGUCGUCUCCUUCCGUCUCUCCACCAACCGAUCUUCACUGGACCCCCGUCGACGAAGAGUCUAGUGUCGCCUUUGACAUCUUUGUACACGAUCAUUUCUUCCGCCCUUUGGAUCAAGUCGUCUCUCAGUAUGAAGGUGACGGCUUAUCCAUGAGCGCCGGGGAUUCACGAAUUGAUGCAUCCUCUUUAAGCAUAUCUGCUUCUAAUUUCGUAUCCUCCGACUCUGCAACAAUCGGGCCAUCGCCUCCAGCUCUCAGCACACACUCGCAUACCCUCCCAGUUGACACUCGUCGCGCGACCCCUCUGGCUCCGUCUCCCUCGCUCUCUUUCCCUUCAGCUUCGUCUUCCACGGCCCCGCCUGCUGCCAAGUCGAGUGAUCGCAAACGGCCGCUCGCGCCCAGUCCAAUCACGGAAAUUUCGGCCGAAAAAGAGGCUGUCAUCGAGAAGAGACAGCGGAACACUAUGGCUGCCCGCCGGUGUCGUCGCAAGAAGGAAGACCGUCUGGCACAACUUGAAGCACAGCUCAAAGCCAUGACGGCGGAACGCGACAGUCUGCGACUUACCGUGGCCAGGCUGCAGGGCGAGAACAUGGCUUUGAGGAAGCGUUGACCUAUCUACAAUAUAGUAUAAAUUAACAGUUCGAGGGCGUAUACUAGAUGUAGAUUCUAGACUCAUUGUACACUUUCAAGCCGGAGACACUCUUUGUAUCGUACCAUUGUCUGUUCUCUACAAAGCAUCAACAUUGUUGCUUCCUUUAUUACAUUGUCUACCAGGACAAAGACUGACAAUGGCCUUAACAGUUUUGAACUUAGAGCUAUCUGUGAACAAAGACACUUCAAAGACAUUCAAAGGGCAUUCAUGAACUUCUACUGUCAGAAUCACGAUAGAAUGAUAUAAAUACCAUGAUCCAUCUACC